This is a messenger RNA of Nanorana parkeri, 2926 nucleotides long. It is a transcript of the gene SMG8, whose product is annotated as SMG8, nonsense mediated mRNA decay factor. The coding region runs from base 83 to 2851 and encodes 922 amino acids. Gene Ontology annotation, biological process: nuclear-transcribed mRNA catabolic process, nonsense-mediated decay. NCBI's taxonomy places the organism in Eukaryota, Metazoa, Chordata, Amphibia, Anura, Dicroglossidae. The transcript is spliced from 5 exons. The record is from RefSeq and is a predicted model, not a curated record.
CGGUCGGAUAGUUUAGAUCAGUGCACCUGACAGUUCACUGCCCAAAAAGUUCCCCCAGGCAACCCCGCGAAGAGAGAGGGCCAUGAAGAUGCCAUCGGGCGGCCCGUCCUUGUUGCGGGAGCUGCUAAGCUCGGAGCCUGCCUGGAAGGAUGACGAGGUGUGCGUGGUGGGGAUAUUCGGGAAGACGGCGCUGCUGCAGGGCGCCUGGGACAAGGGCUGCCUGGUGAACUCUCUGUGUGACCGGCAUGUGUUCCCCCUCUUCCACCGGCCGCCGGAACAGGCCCGGGAGCGCAGCCUCUUCCAGACGUACUACGAGCAGGAGUCCCGGGUGCUGUACGUGCUGCUGACUGGCAUCAGUGACACGGCUCAGCUGGCCCGGGCGUGCGAAGAGCUGGGGCGUGGGGUGCCUCAUGCAGAGGCGCACGAGUUCUGGAAGGAUGAGGAGAAGCUGUACUGCAUGCAUGUCCUCUACCUGUUCUGUGUGUCCCACCUCCUGCUGCUGGUACAUCCCACCUGCUGCUUUGACAUCGCCUAUGAGAAGCUCUUCCGCGCCCUGGACAGCGUCCGCCAGAAGCUGCUGCCGUCCCUCAAGCCGGCGCUCAAAGAGUGCCCUGUGGGGCUGGAGUGGAAGCUGAAUGCCCGGCCCUGCCCUCCCCGGCUGCUCUUUGUCUUUCAGCUAAACGGAGCCUUACGAGGGGUGGAACCCAGCAGCCGCGGAGGUGGCCAGGCGGCCGUGGACGGUAAGCCCAAGAAGCACUCGCCCAAGAGGAGGCUCCAGCACGCCCUCGAGGACCAGAUCUACCGUAUUUUCCGGAAGAGCCGCGUCCUCACCAAUCAGAGCAUCAACUGCCUGUUCACCGUGCCGGCCAACCAGGCCUUCGUCUACAUUGUGGCCGACCAGGAUGACGACCCCAUUGGGAUGUUACUGGAGGGCCUGAGACAUCACUGCACAGUCAAGGACACAGACUCUUCCGGCAUAGCGAUGCCGAUCUCGGGGCCCCGGCGCUUCCAGAUGAUGAGGCACAGCCGGCAGCAGCUGUCCUUUACCGCGGAGAGCAGUGCUAGUGUGUCUGGGCAGCUGGUGGACUGCACACUUAGCGAGUUCCUCUUCCAGCAUGUGGAGCUGGUACUCACCAAGAAGGGCUUUGAUGACAGUGUGGGCAGGAACCCACAGCCCUCUCACUUCGAGCUGCCUACCUAUCACAAAUGGGCUAAUGUGGCCCUGAAAUUGUACGAAGUCAUCAUAGAGAAUAAAGAUGAUGAUCCUCCUGCUUUCCCAGGCGGCUAUCCUCCAAAGCUAUUGGCCAACAUGAAAGUGCUAGAAGGCUAUUUGGAUGCUGACACAAAGUUUUCCGAAAACAGGUGCCAAAAAGCACUUCCUUUGGCACACAGUGCUUACCAGUCCAAUCUGCCACAUAAUUACACUACCACUGUCCAUAAGAAUCAACUGGCACAGGCAUUGAGGGUAUAUAGCCAGCAUGCCCGUGGCCCAGCUUUUCAGAAGUAUGCUAUACACCUUAAUGAAGACUGUUAUAAAUUCUGGAGCAGUGGCCAUCAGCUUUGUGAAGAGAGGAGUCUAACAGAUCAGCACUGUGUGCACAAAUUUCACUUGUUGCCAAAACCAGGAGAGAAAAUUGAACCUGAUAGAAACCCCCCUAUACUGUAUCACAAUAGUCGUGCAAGGUCAACUGGAAACUGUAACUGUGGGAGAAAACAGGCACCUCGUGAGGACCCAUUCGACAUAAAAAGUGCCAAUUAUGAUUUUUAUCAGAUGCUAGAAGAGAAGUGCUGUGGAAAGCUAGAUCAUAUUAACUUCCCAAUAUUCCAGCCUAGCACGCCUGACCCUGCACCCGCAAAGAAUGAAACUUCUUUUACUUCUGCAGAGGUUGAAGUAGAAACAGAGAAGCUAAAAGAUAAAGAACCUCAAACACAAGGUGAAAGUACUAGCUUAAGUCUGGCUCUCAGCCUGGGUCAGUCCAGUGAUAGUUUGGGAACAUAUCCAGCUGAACCUCAAGCCGCGGCAGAAAAUGGAGAGGCUCCACGGGAAGGUUCGGAAGACAAAGGGGAAAAGAGGCCAAGUUUGGUGGACCGUCAAGUAUCCACCGUGGAAUAUCUCCCUGGUAUGAUGCACUCAAACUGUCUAAAAGGUCUCCUUCCUAAAUUUUCCAGCUGGUCACUAGUAAAGCUUGGUCCUGCAAAAUCAUACAAUUUCCACACUGGAUUAGAUCAACUUGGUUUUAUUCCUGGGACAAAUUAUUUGAUGCCUUGGGACAUUGUAAUCCGUACAAAGCCUGAAGAUGAAGGUGAUCUAGACACAAAUUCAUGGCCAGCUCCGAAUAAGUCUGUCCCUGGAAAACGAAGUGGAGUAGCAAUGGGAAGAGGCCGUAGAAGAGAUGAUAUUGCAAGAGCAUUUGUGGGUUUUGAAUAUGAGGACUCCAGAGGUCGCAGAUUUAUGUGCUCAGGGCCUGAUAAAAUAAUGAAAGUAUUAGGCAAUGGACCUAAAGAAUCAGCAGUUAAAGCCCUUAACAGUGACAUGCCUUUGUAUAUUCUAUCACCGUCACAAGGACGGGGACUUAAGCCUCAUUAUGCACAGCUCAUGAGACUAUUUGUUGUUGUUCCUGAUGCACCUUUACAAGUUACAAUGACGCCUCAGGUGCAAACCGGAUCUCCUCCCUGUCCUAUUUUCUUUCCUGAGAAGCAGGACAUCACACUGCCAGCUGACGGGUUAUGGGUUUUGCGAUUCCCUUACUCCUAUGUGACAGAACGAGGACCUUGUUACCCACCAAAGGAAAACCAGCAGCUGAUCAGUUACAAAGUUAUGAGAGGGAUAUUGAAGGCUGUCACCCUGUAGCACACAUUUUUGGAAUAUGUGACAUCAGAUUAAUUUGAUGGUGCAUAAAACAGGACUAUUAUUUUUGUAUAUAUU